UCACAAUAUGAGCAGCAUGGAAACAGACGAAGUCUCUGUUGUACUACCGCCGAGCACUCUAUCGGGUCUAUCUCUUUCUCUCCAUCCACUCCCUAUCCUGAAUAUAUCAGAGCAUCUCACACGACUAAGACUUCAACAGAAGAUCAGCGUUCCUUUCGUUUUGGGUGCAUUGCUUGGCACACAGAAUGGUCGUGAAGUGGACAUCGUCAACACAUUCGAACUCGCUGUGCAGGAGGGAGAAAAGCUUGAUCAUGUCUUCUUUAACUCGAGGAGGGAUCAAUACAAACAGGUCUUUCCUUCGCUCGAAUUUAUAGGGUGGUACUCCGUGGCGUCUGUGCCAACUGCUCGUCACAUCGCACUCCAUGAACAAUUCACAAUCUACAGCUCCACGCCGCUCCUUCUUCUCCUCCAACCUUCCUCCAUCGGCAUCAGUGGUUCCUCAGACAGUACAUCCCAGCAUCUUCCCCUCAAGGCAUAUGAACCUACAAUCGAAAUAAAGGACAGGUCAUCGCGGUCGGUCUUCAUCGAAGCUCCAUUCAGCGUCGAGACUGGUGAGGCGGAGCGGAUCGCGGUGGAUUGGACGGCACGAGGAGGAGAGGGAGGCACGAGCCUGGAAUCGCAUCUGAAUACCCAGAGAGCAGCAGUGAAGAUGUUGCACGAUCGUAUCGUGAUUCUGGUGCAAUAUGUGAAAGAUGUCAUGGCCGGCCAAGCUCCGAAGGACCACGCUACUCUCCGCUCCCUCUCCGCUCUCAUUGCCUCCCUCCCCGCAAGCGAGAACAAAGGAUUCCGAGAGGAGUUUGACACUGAAUACGAGGACGUGCAAUUAACCGCCUACCUCUCAACAUUGACCAAGUCCGCCAACGCCCUCAACGACCUCGUCGACAAGCAUAUCGUCAUGACCGCAACCAACCGCGAGGACCCACGCAUGGGCGGACCUGGACCACGACGACGAGGAAUGCAGUCCAGCCGGAUGGGCACGCUAGGCGACUGGGAUCGCUUGCACUGAUACAUCUGUGCUAUUGUCAUUGACAUCAACCUGUUGUUCACUAAUCUGUGUUUCCUGCUCUGUAUUGUCAUCUUGUUGCAAUUGUCCGUUAUGAUUCAAAAGCAAUUGUACAGUACGGUAUUCUG
Stereum hirsutum FP-91666 SS1 is the source of this 1131-nucleotide messenger RNA. Its product is annotated as COP9 signalosome subunit 6. Lineage: Eukaryota; Fungi; Basidiomycota; Agaricomycetes; Russulales; Stereaceae. The record is from RefSeq and is a predicted model, not a curated record. Gene Ontology annotation, biological process: protein deneddylation. Gene Ontology annotation, molecular function: metallopeptidase activity; protein binding. The transcript has 9 exons. Bases 8 to 1006 code for a protein of 332 amino acids. Gene Ontology annotation, cellular component: COP9 signalosome.